Trichomycterus rosablanca is the source of this 5332-nucleotide messenger RNA. It is a transcript of the gene c4b, whose product is annotated as complement C4B (Chido/Rodgers blood group). Gene Ontology annotation, biological process: complement activation. The transcript is spliced from 41 exons. Gene Ontology annotation, cellular component: extracellular region. Bases 52 to 5190 code for a protein of 1712 amino acids. Gene Ontology annotation, molecular function: protein binding; endopeptidase inhibitor activity. The record is from RefSeq and is a predicted model, not a curated record. Lineage: Eukaryota; Metazoa; Chordata; Actinopteri; Siluriformes; Trichomycteridae.
AAAGGUGAAACUUUAUCACAGUUCUUUUCUAAUAACAGAACUGAACUGAACAUGGGUUCCAUACUUUAUUUCAUGCUGUAUUUUGCUUAUGUCACACAGCAGGUUUAUACAGAGAGAUUCCUGGUGACAGCCCCCAGUGUAUUUCAUGUUGGAGUGAAGGAGACAGUAUCAGUCCAGGUUGGUAAAGCACUGCUGAAUAAAGAUGUGACCUGUUACUUGGAGCAGGAGGUUGGACGUGUUCUAAUGUCAAAGAAAGAGACUGUACGGAUCACACAGGAAGGAGAUAUUAAAACACUAGAACUUCAGGUGCUUCCUGAGAAAACCGCAAGUUUACCAUCAACCAAUGCAGAGCCACCUUAUCUAAACCUGGUAUGUGAUGUUGGUGAAAGUAAGAGAAAAAUAGCUCGAGUGUUGGUCUCCCAACACAGAGGCUACAUCUUUAUUCAAACAGACCAACCCAUGUACAACCCCACACAAAAAGUUCAGUACAGGAUUUUCACUCUUGACCAUGCCAUGCGGCCUAUAUCCAAAACAAAGAUAUAUGUUUACAUAAUUAAUGCAGAAGGAAACACAGUCAAGAAGACAUUUAUACAAGUCGAGAACAGCAUUUAUUCCACUGAUUUUGCUAUUCCAGAUGUUUCACAGCCAGGGGUGUGGAAGAUUAAAGCUCACUACCGCAAUGAUGAGAAAAGUGCUACCAUCCAAGAAUUCAAGGUCCAAAAGUUUGUCCUUCCUAGUUUUGGUGUGACCAUCAAGCCUAAAAAGAACUACCUUCUUAUAAGCGCAGUGGAUUUAACUUUCACAAUUGAUGUUGCAUAUUCUUAUGGGAAGAAAAUAAAUGGUGGAUUUCAUUGUCGAUUUGGUGUGAGAGAGAAAACAAAGGAGUCCAAUGUCAUCAAUUUCAUCAAGGGAGUGGAACAAAUGGGACCAGUACGAAAUGGCGAAGCUGAAAUUACUGUUAAAAUUUCAGACCUUCAGCAGAAACUCAAACCUGAAAUCUUACAACAAUUAGCCGAGGAAGGAGCACAGUUCUACAUUGCUACUACUGUCACAGACACCUUGAGUGGCGAGGUACAGGAGUCUGAAAUAUUUCUUCCCAUCGUGUCACAAAUAUACACAGUAGACCUAUCGCGGACUAGAUCACACUAUAUCCCUAAAGUGCCUUUUGAUGUGAGGGUACUGGUGCUCACUCCUGAUGGUCUGCCAGCUAAAAAUGUCCCAGUAAAGAUUGCAGUAUCACACACCACAGAGAAAAUCAAUAAUGAACACACAGACAAAGAGGGAACAGUGAGCUCCAUAUUUAAUCUUGAACAAACACCUCCAUCCAUAUCUGUUGAGGUAACAGUGGAAGGAUUUAAGUCAACAAAAAAUGUCCUCCUUGCUAGUUCCUCAAGCAACAGCUUCUUGUAUAUAAACAUAAACAAUAAAGUUUUGCUUCCUGAAGAAGGCCUGGAUGUUGGAUUUUAUGUUGUUAAUGGAAAACCAGAAGAUGAUUAUAUUUACUACAUGAUCCUCAGCAAAGGUACUCUCAGGAAAUCAGGCUCUAUCAAAGUCAGAAUUGAAGCUAAAAUCAACAUUCCGAUCAGCACAGAUAUGGUUCCAUCCUAUCGCCUGAUUGGAUAUUAUUAUAACACAAAUGGUGAUAUUAUAGCGGACUCAGUCUGGGUAGAUGUGAAGGAUCUGUGUGAGGGUAAGAUUGAGGUAACCAAAAAAGAGUCACAAAACAAUUACAGUCCAGGAGACCCUGUUGACCUUAACAUUGAUGUUGGAAAUCAAAGAGGUACGAAAGUGGCCCUGCUGGCUGUGGACAAAGCCAUCUACGCCUUAAAUUCCCAAAACAAACUCACCCCGAAACAGGUGUUCUCGUCUAUGCAGUCCUAUGAUUUGGGGUGUUCAUAUGGUGGUGGAUUAAACACUGCUGCAGUGUUUAAUGAUGCUGGAUUGGCCUUUAUUUCCCACUCUCAGACGGUCAGGUCACAGAUGAGAAUAGGAUUCAGCUGUGAAUCAGGUUUUAGGAGACAGAGGCGUUCGAUAGAUCUACAGAAGCAGAUGGCUGAAAAAGAAACUGAGUAUAAAAAUGAAAAACUGCAGAAGUGCUGCCGUCACGGCCUAACGCUAAUCCCAAUGAAGCUGACGUGUGAGGAAAGAAAGAAAAGAAUAAGGAAGGAAGAAAGUGCAGAAUGUGUAGAGGCUUUUCUGAAGUGUUGCCUGUUUGCUACACAGUUAAGAGAAAAGAAGAGGAAGGAGGAACUGAAUAGUGGCUUUGGCAGAACUGUUAAUGAUGGAAGAAUUGAAGACUUUUUUAUUAAUUCCAUGGAUUAUAUUCGUCAGAGUUUUCCACCUAGUUUUGGAUUUCAUGUAAUUGACGCAAACAGCAAAACUCCAUAUAAAAUCUACGUCCCGGAUUCUAUCACCACUUGGGAGGUUCAGGCUGUCAGUUUAUCUUGGAGCCAUGGUUUUUGUGUGGCCGACCCACUUGAGAUACGUGUAUUUCAGGACCUUUUUAUCUCUCUGAGACUUCCAUACUCAGUCAAACCCAAUGAACAAAUGGCCAUUGUUGUAGUCAUCUACAAUUAUAGCAAAAGGCCACAAGAGCUUGCUGUUCACAUGAAACAAGUGGAAGGUCUAUGUUCACCUGGAGCUUUAUCCACUGAUUCCUAUGUUAACAUCACUUUGCCUGAAGAUUCCUCAGAAACUGUGACCUUCUCAACUGUUCCUUUAGUAGUGGGUGAAAUACCCAUCACUAUCCAGCUUUAUGAUAGAGAAUUUGAGAGUGGUAUUGAUGCCAUUCAGAAGAUGCUGUUGGUGACGCAUGAGGGAGUACAAAUACAGGAGGAGAAAAGUUACCCGAUUAACUUGGAUGGAAGAAGUGAGAAGUCCAUUUCCAUUAAUGGAGAGUUUCCAAACAGUACAAUUCCUGGCUCAAACACUAACAUUUUUGUUAAACUAGAAGAGGCAUAUGGUACAGCAUCAGCAAAGCCCCUGCUCUCACCAUCCAAUGUAGAGAAGCUGAUCAGGGCUCCUUGUGGUUGUGCGGAGCAGACAAUGAUCAGCAUGUCCCCCACAGCACUGGCCAUUCGCUAUUUGGACUAUAGCAACCGCUGGCUGGAGCUGUCACCUGGAACCAGAGACACAGCUCUAAACUUCAUAGAGAAAGGCUAUGGGAGGAUUCUGACAUUCAAAAAAUCAGAUGGAUCAUAUGGAGCAUGGGUUGAUUAUCCCACCAGUACCUGGCUGACUGCUCUGGUAGUGAAGGUAUUGUCUCUUGUGGCCAAAUGUCAGUCAGCAAACGCUGAAAACCAAAUCAUCUCACAGAUCGACAUUGAGGCCUCAGUCAAGUACCUAAUCAAACAGCAAGGUGAUGAUGGAUCAUUCAGUGACCCUAACCCCGUCAUUCACAGAGAAAUGCAGGGUGGAAUUGGAGGGAUUGAGCAAGAUGCCUCCAUUACUGCAUUUAUAACCAUCGCUCUCAAUCACUCUCUUCCAUUCUUGAACCAGGAAUUGUUUGAUAAUGUGACAAGUCGCAUUUCACAAGCAACGGAAUACCUCCUCUCACGUGUUAAAGACUUAAAAAAGUCAUAUUCUGUAGCUAUUACAGCCUAUUGCUUAUCUACCUGCCUUCAGAAUAAAGAUCUGUCAUUAUCAGUGUGGGAAAAACUCAAAAGUUUGGCCAAACAAGUUGGUGAGUGUAAAGUGUGGCAGGUGGAUGAGGAUAUGCGACUAGUGGAUGAGAAAAAGAGUUACCUGGUUCCUUCAGCAGUGGCUCUAACUGUAGAGACCACUGCAUAUGCUCUUCUCACUGCAAUAGCACAGGAAGACUUUGAAGAGGCAAAAAUGGCUGCCUGUUUCCUUUCCUCACAAGAGAACUACGAUGGCGGUUUUAAAUCCACACAGGACACGAUUAUGGCUUUGGAAGCACUCUCAGAGUACAUGCUGCACAAACUCAAAGCACCGUUCAGUUCUUUCAAUGUGAGGUUUUCGAACAAAAAAAGGAAAUUAACAGAGGAUUUGCAUUUAAACAACAAAGGAGAAAAAGUGGAGGUAGAGCUACAGAGACUACUGGGAAAUGAGAUCAUUGCACAGGUGUCAGGAAAAGGGGAAGCUAAACUAAAGGUGAUAAAGACUUACUAUGGCCAGAACCCAUUCACCAAUUGUGUGCAGUUAUCCAUUAAUGUGACAGUCCAGGGCAAGGUAGACUACACUGCUCAAGUAACAGAAAACUAUGAUUACUACGACUAUGCUAAAGAUGAGAGUGAAGGAAGAGAAGAUGAAGACAUCCCUCGCUCAGCUAUUGAGUGGUUUGAUGCUCGGACUAGACGCAGACGAGACACUGGACAAAACCUGAACUCUGAGGACAGGGUGGUAUAUGAAGUUUGUGUCAGUUACUCCUUGGAGCAGAACAUUACAGGAAUGGCUAUUGCAGAUAUCACACUACUUAGUGGCUUUGAGGCUAAUACAGAGGAUCUAGAUAAGUUGAAGGAUCUUGUAGACAGCUACAUAUCUCAUUAUGAAGUCACAAAAGGAAGAGUCCUGUUAUAUUUUAGAGACUUACCUGAACAGAGUGAAUGUAUUACAUUUGAAGCCAUACAGACAGUGCCAAUAGGUUUACUACAGCCUGUUCCUGCUACGUUCUAUGACUAUUAUGAACCAGACAGAAGAUGUUCUGUGCUCUAUGCUGCACCAAAGAGGAGUAAGAUGGUGUCUAUGCUCUGCUCUGGAGAUGUGUGCCAGUGUGCUGAAAGGGCCUGUUUCAAAGAAAAGAAGCCAGACAUAAGCAUUCGUAAGGAGGAUCGUUUCACACAUGCUUGUUACCAGCCUUUAGCAGAUUAUGGAUUUAUCGUCUCUGUGCUAUCAGUGGAAGAAAAAGGAAAUUUUGAGCUGUACUGCACAAACGUUACAGAGGUCCUCAAAUUUAAUCGAGAUGUGACUGUGGACGUACAUGAUAUCCGAGUGUUUGCGAAAAGGAAACACUGCAGAGCUCAGCUGGAGGAAAGAAAAACCUACCUUAUCAUGGGCAAUGAUGGCUCCACCACUGACUCCAGAGGACACAUGCUGUACCUUUUGGACUCAGAAACAUGGAUUGAGAAGAAGCCUGACCCAACAUAUUGCCAAGCUACAAACAUUAAGAUUUAUUGCAAAGGAUUCCAAGAUUUUAGAAAAGAAUACCAGGUUAAUGGAUGCUCCAUGUAAAUUCUUCCACAGAAUAAAGUUUCCAUUGGGUAAUUCAAUAUUAGGUUACCAAACACUUUGUCUGUGUCACAAGGAUUAUGUGUAGCCAUAUGCUACUUAAGUGUAUCUUUAAUGAUGCUCCAAAUAAAAAGGAAUAAUGGAA